Akanthomyces muscarius is the source of this 1047-nucleotide messenger RNA. RefSeq lists its product as uncharacterized. The record is from RefSeq and is a predicted model, not a curated record. Gene Ontology annotation, biological process: carbohydrate metabolic process. The coding region runs from base 1 to 1047 and encodes 348 amino acids. NCBI's taxonomy places the organism in Eukaryota, Fungi, Ascomycota, Sordariomycetes, Hypocreales, Cordycipitaceae. The transcript has a single exon. Gene Ontology annotation, molecular function: hydrolase activity, hydrolyzing O-glycosyl compounds; chitin binding.
AUGGCACCCUCUCUUCAGAACAGUCUCGCGCUCCUUCCGCUGUUGGCAUCAAGCAUGGUCGGCGCCUCGCCGUUGACGCCGCGAGCCGACACGUGUGCGACAAAAGGGAGACCUGCCGGGAAGGUGGUCCAAGGGUACUGGGAGAACUGGGAUGGCGCCAAGAACGGUGUUCACCCGCCAUUUGGCUGGACACCAAUCCAAAACCCCGACAUUCGCAAGCACGGCUACAACGUCAUCAACGCUGCUUUCCCCAUCAUUCUGCCCGACGGCACUGCACUCUGGGAGGACGGCAUGGACACGGACGUCAAGGUGGCGACCCCCGCCGAGAUGUGCCAGGCCAAGGCGGCGGGAGCUACCAUUCUGAUGUCGAUUGGUGGCGCUACCGCUGCCAUCGACCUGAGCUCGUCCGCUGUUGCCGACAAGUUUAUCUCCACCAUCGUGCCAAUUCUGAAAAAGUACAACUUUGACGGCAUUGACAUUGACAUUGAAGCCGGUCUCACGGGCAGCGGAAACAUCAACACCCUGUCCACCUCGCAAGCCAACCUGAUCAGAGUUAUCGAUGGCGUUCUUGCGCAAAUGCCUUCCAACUUUGGCUUGACCAUGGCACCGGAGACUGCAUACGUCACCGGCGGCAGUGUUACUUACGGAUCUAUCUGGGGCUCCUACCUCCCCAUCAUCAAGAAGUACCUUGACAACGGGCGUCUCUGGUGGCUCAACAUGCAGUACUACAACGGUGCCAUGUACGGUUGCGCCGGCGAUUCAUACGAGGCUGGUACUGUCAGUGGCUUUAUUGCCCAGACCGACUGCUUGAACAAGGGUCUUACUGUGCAGGGUGUGACAGUCAAGAUUCCCUACGACAAGCAGGUGCCCGGUAUUCCCGCUCAGCCUGGCGCUGGCGGCGGCUACAUGUCCACAUCGAACGUGGCGCAGGUUCUGUCUCACUACAAUGGUGCUCUGAAGGGAUUGAUGACUUGGUCUCUGAACUGGGACGGCUCCAAGGGGUGGACAUUUGGCGAUAAUGUUAAGGGAACUCUGGGAACUGCUUAA